Molecule: messenger RNA, 2255 nt
Organism: Monodelphis domestica (gray short-tailed opossum)
Lineage: Eukaryota; Metazoa; Chordata; Mammalia; Didelphimorphia; Didelphidae
Source: RefSeq, a predicted model, not a curated record
CUCGCAGAGGGAGAGGACAUUAAAGGCCAAAUGCAGGCACCAUCACUUUCCUCUCAUCUGAAUGGGUUUGGAGAGACUCGAGCCAGCUGGCUGAUGCAAGAUGGGAUCCCUACGUGGUACCAUGGCGCCAUUUCCAGAGAAGCCGCUGAAAGUUUGCUCCAGGAGAAACCACCAGGAUGUUUCCUAGUACGCAUGAGCCAGAGUCAUGUGGGCUACACACUCUCCUACAGAUCCAAGGACCGCUGCCGCCACUUCAUGAUCAAGCUUUUACCUGAUGGCUGCUUGGCAAUCCCUGGAGAGAAAGGUGUCCAUGCAACAUUAGUGGAACUAGUGAGCUUCUAUCAGAAAAAUGCCAUCCAGCCCUUUGAGGAACUGCUAACUCAACCAUGUGGCCGGUGUUUUUGUUUUUAUUUCCAGGUAAAUGAAAAUGAUGUUGAAUAUGAUGAUUUCUCCCUUUAUUCUAACGUUGCAGUGGGUGGUAAAACCAGCCCAGUGGAUGGCUCAUCUGCUCCCAAGCUCAAGCCCUGCUUGUCUCCCUCCAUCACUGUAUCCCUGAGACCCAUGCCUCUACCUUGGAAAAAAAUGACAGAGAAGCCCAAAGCCAACACAUCAGACUCUUCAUCCCAACCUUUUGACCAAUCACCAGCCACCAGCCAUGCUCAGAAGUCAGGGAAAGCCUUGUUGAAUAAUGCCCCACAAAAAAUCUGGAAGAAUCUUAAGAAUCUGCCUCAGACUGGAAAGAAGAUAACAGAGCAAAUCAAAAGCCAUCUCCUGGAUUCAGUAGCAGCUGAGAGGCAUGAAGAGGGCCAAGCCAGGGAGGUCCCAAGCCCAGUAGGCAAUGAGUCUGUCACCCAAGUAGAAGAGAGUCAUUCAGAAAGAGAAGCCCAGAACUCCCCCAUAAAUAUCUAUGUAGAUCCUUUUGAACAAGCUUCACAUCCAAAACACACCUCUCACUCCAAAAUUCAACAUCUUGGCUUGUCUCUGAGGAAAACAGUUGGGACAUCAACCAUCCCCAUUUCAACGUCUGAGAAACCCAUCUUGCCUGGCCCUAGGAGGAGAACAAUCUCUUCAGAGACUACAAGCCAGGACAGUCCCUGGUCACCAAGUGAUAAACUAUGCUUUCUCCCUGAGGAGUACCAGCCACCCCCACCCUUUGCCCCAGGGUACUGAGAGCCCUGAAGGGAAUCUAGGGUGAUUCAGAAUGGCAAGUAUUCUGUACUCCAAGUGUGGUCCAGCAUAGAUGCUACAUCUGGAGCACGGUGUUCAAUUCUGGACACCCCAUCCUAGGACAGACGUUAACACGCUUGAGAGUGUACAGAGGAGAAUAACUAGUUGGUAAGGAAACUAGAACUUGAUCAAUACAAGAACCAAUUGAAGAACCUGGAAAAUUUUAACCUAGAGGAGAGACUUAGUGAAGAUAUCGAAUUGCUCUCUUCAAAUAGCUGAAAGAAACAAGCAUUAUUUUUUGCCUGGUUCCUGAGAGCAGAACUUUGAUCAGUGGGAAAAAAGAACAGAAAAGCUGAUUUGAUCUCCUUUUAAAACAGACUUGAGUUCAAAUGCAUACUCUGGCACAUCCUAACUGGGCAAAAACCUCUCAGAGCUCCAGGUGACUCUCAACAGUGUCAGAAAAGGUGCCAACCAGUAAGAGUACCAAGAGUUCCCUCAUCUGGGAAUUCCCAGCACUGAGGAGAUUACAAGUUCUGUCUCUAUCCCCAUACAAAGAUGUUUCCAACCUUAGAGCUGACUAACUAUGAAACAUGAUGAUUUGGAUGGGUAGUGAGAUGCCCAUCAGUGACUGUCUUCAAAUAGAGGCACAUUACUUCUAGAUAACCACUGUACUGAAGAUGUUGGAUAUGCUUAUCUGUGAAUAUGCAUUUCCACUAGUAGAAUAUACAUUCCUUGAGGAUUCAGAUAUUUCCUUUCUAGAUGGAUGCUACAGUAAAUUAAGCCCCUGAUCUGAAGUCAGGAAGAGCUGAGUUCAAAUAUGGCCUUAGGCACUUACUAACUGUAUGAUUCUGAUCAAGUCACUUAAUCUAUGUCUGCCUCAGUUUCCUGAAUUCUAAAUCAACGAUAAUAAUAGCAACUACCUCACAGAGUUGUCAUAAGUAGCAAAGGAAAUUAUAUUUGUAAAGGGCUUAGCACAAUGACUGGCACAUCAUAGGUAAUUAAUAAAUCCUUGUUUCCUUGCUUCUUGUCUGUCUUCAUAUGCCCAGCACAGUGUCUUCCAUGUUUGUUUAAGAAUUUAAUAAAUAUUG